UGGGAUAAAGAUGGUGUGGGACCUCUCGUCCCCAUAUUUCAGCCGGUUAGGGGACGGAACUACACCUGGUUGUCGCACGCCAACCACUUUAAUUAAAGAGAAAGAAGAAGAAGAAAACUAUGUCAGAUUUAUGAAUGGAGUCUACAACGUCAAUGUAUACCCGAACUCCAGGUGACCUCCUGGGAGCUGCAUUAUGAGUGCAAAGCUGUGGACAGAGGAGCAGUUUAACUGCCCCGUGUGUCUGGAUCUGCCAAAUGAUCCUGUCACCAUCCCUUGCGGUCACAGCUACUGCAUGGCCUGCAUUAAGGACUACUGGACUAAAGAUGACCCCAAAGGGAUCUACAGCUGCCCUCAGUGCCGUCAGACCUUCUGCCCCAAGCCCUCCCUGUCCAGGAACACCAUGCUGGCAGAGGCUGUGGAGCAGCUCCGCAAAGGAGCCCUCAAAUCUGAAGUGCGUCAAUCCAUGCGACUCGCCAAAGAGAAGCUUUCCUCCUCGGUCGUACCAUGUGACAUGUGCAAAAAUGAAAAACGAGCUGCAGUCAAGAGCUGCCUGGUGUGUAUGAGCUCCUACUGCGAGGCCCAUCUGAAGCCUCACCAGACAAAGAAAUCCCUAAAGCAGCAUGAGCUCAUCCCACCGACAGGCAACCUGGCCGAAAAGAUCUGCACCCAGCACAAAUACCUGCAGGAGUUCUUCUGCCGACAGUGCAAGAUGUUCAUCUGCUGGCUGUGCACCAGCAACCAGCACAAAGGCCACGAGAGCGUGUCCACCAAGGUCGAAAGGCUGGAGAAGCAGAAAUUGCUGUCCGACCUGCAGUCAGCGAACCAACAGAAGUUGAAAGAGAGAGAGCAGGAGCUGAAAGACAUGAAGAAGAUGAUGGAGCAGAUGAAGCGUUCUGCUGAUGUGGUGCACAAUGAAGCGGAGCAGGUGCUGUCAGAGCUGCUGCGCUCUAUGGAACGUCUUCAGGAGCUGCUGGAGGAGGUGAUGGAUCAGGCCAACCAGGAGAAGAUGGGCCAUGCACAAGAAGUUACAGAUAGUCUGGAGGCUGAGAUCAAGGAGCUGAAGAAAAGGGACACUGAGAUGAAGGACCUGGCAAGCUGUGAAGACAACAUCUACUACCUGCAGACAUACGAGUCUAUGAGCAGUCCUCUUGAGUCUGGGGAUCUGCCAGCUGUGAAAGUCAAUCACGAGGCUUCCUUUGAGCCUGUACGAGAUGCCAUCCUGGGUCUCAGGGAGCGAGUGGAAGAUCUAUGCAACCAGGAGCUGGGCAAGAUCACUAAACAAGUGAAUGACACAACACUGUUCGCUCUGGGAGACUCCAACCGAAGCGGACAGAAAGGAGGGAUUUUAAAAUUGUUUUCUGGUCUCAGUGCCCGCAACACAAACGCCCGUCCACAGGCUUCUACACCCACUAUCUCAAUUGGAGGGCGAAGUACAGACAAACGAGGACUUGGUAUAGGACUCAGGACUCAAGAUGUGAGGAGCAGAGACACAGCACGAGACAGAACUAACACAAGCUCACCCAGACUGCAGGACAAACAGAGGAGAGAAGACAGAGAUGCAUUGAGGGAGCCUAACCCCAGAGCCAGCACCAGAUCCAACAUCAGCAUCGGGUCCAGCAUCAGCCACAGACUGAGCCCCAGAGCUAGCCCCACCCCCAGCCGCAGAGAAUCUCAGUCACUCUGGAGCAGGUCUAGCCAGAGCCAGGCCACAACUCCUACUCCAGUCCCAGCAAGCCUCACUCCUGCUCCUACGCCUGCUCCUGCUCCAGCACGGGCAUCUACUGGACAUUUUAGUCGAAUGGCGUCGAUCAGCAGCAUCUUCCGCUCCAAUCGCCGUGGCACCAGCCAGGCUACUCCAGCCGCACAGGCCAGCAACACACCGUCCGCAGGAGGAAAUCCAUGGGGCAUGGCUGAGCUGUCUGAAACUCCCACAGAAAUUAACCCCGGUCUCUUUUUGGAUACGCCCACUCCGGACUCCAUGAAUCACGCUCCGGCUUUCCCCGCCUUGAGAGAAAUCAGCCUUGACAGUAUUCAGGCCCCGGAGCCGAGGACUAGAGAGGAGUUCCUGCAGUACUCAGUGAGCUUGACCCUUGACUCCAACACGGCCCACAGGCAGCUGACGCUCUCUGAGAACAACACUAAAGCCGCCCUGCAGGGGACGGCCCAGCUUUACCCCGACAGCCCCCAGCGUUUUGAUGGCUGGACCCAGGUGAUGUGUGACAGUCCGCUGUAUGCCCAACGCUGCUACUGGGAGGUGGAGUGGAGAGGCCGGGGCUCCUCAACCGGCAUAGCUUACGGGGCGAUGGCCAGGAAGGGCUCGGACGCCAGGUCAGGCCUCGGAUACAAUGCCCAGUCCUGGACCUUAGAGCUGUCGGACACCUGCUGCACAGCCAUGCAUGACAAUCAGAAAAAGGACAUUCCGGUCGUGUACUGCCCCCGUGUGGGCAUUUACCUGGACCUGUCCGCGGGAACGCUGUCGUUCUACAGCGUCGCAGAGAGCAUGACCCACCUCCACACCUUCCGAGCCAACUUUACGCAGCCGCUUUAUGCCACCUUCUGGGUGGGGAGCGGAAUCGGGGUUGGGCUAGACUUCAGUUCAAGUUCUGAGAGCAUCAAGAUCUGCCCCCUGUGAAGACCAGAGAGUUGGUAAUUCACUGACUGACUUCAGAGCUGAACACAGGAAAAACACAAGUGUUCCUGCUGAUUGUUAGAAUGACACACUGACUGAAAUUAUUUGCAAAGUCAUCUAUAAAUAUAUGUAUGUGUGUAUAUGUGUACAUAGCUUAAAUGCACUUAGUUAGCUUCUACUAUUCACAAAAAACAAAGAGUGCACUGUUUUUAGCAAACGGGAGCUUUCAAUGCCACAGAUUUUGGGUUGAGGCUGUCACAAUAUCAGACUGCAUAGUUAUCAUGGCGCUGAUGCCAUGUCUUCUAUAGAAAGAGAAAAUAAUCUUUAACUUUAUUUAUUCCACUUUUGUAUUUAGUUUUGUUUUUUGGGGGGAUCAAGAUGUUUGGGUAACCAGGUGGGUGCAGGUGGUGGUUAUGACUGAGAUAUCAAAUGAGUAAAUGUCAUUAUCAGAAUGUAAAAAGCAUCAGCAAAGUGUAUAAGGGCUAAAAUAUUUUUUAAAAGAUGGUAUUUCGAUGUUGUGCCUAAUAAAGAAAGUAAUAAUGCUUGACUGAAGUGUGAUGAACAAAUGCCACUGAUAUGUGCAUAUGUGGAUAUCUGGCACAGGACACGGUGCUGCCUGUUAACAAAGUACCAACUACACUUCAAGCAUGCAAAAAGUCGUUUAUCUAAUGUAGUCAGGUGUAUGACCUUUUGUGUUUUGGGUUGUUUGUUUGUUUGUUUGUUUUUUAAGGCAUGUUGGUUACUACUAUUGCAGUUCUUCUAAUGGCCACUUAAGACUGGUUUCAAAAGUAAGUCAGUCCACAUGUACAUUCAUGUUAAAAUGUCCCAAUUUGAUUGUUUGUUUUUUAAAUAUAACUCUUCCAUUUGGGAACUACUAAGGCUUGGAGUUAGGGACGUGGUUACUUUGAAUUACAGGUGAAAGAGAAUCAGGUGCCAUAUUUAUCCCAUAUUGGCUUUUCUUCAUUGGCUUCCUGUUUAUCCAGAAUCAAAUUUUAAAUCCUUCUCCUCACAUAGUCUAGUCUUGUCUUGUAUAAUCAGGUCCCAUCUUAUAUUAAAAACCUUGUUCUACCAUAUCAGCACUUUGUUCUCAGACGGCUAGCUAACUGUGCAGAGUAUUUAAAACUAGGAUGAGCGGCAGAGCCUUCAGCUUUCAGGCCUUUCUUCUGUAUAGCCAGCUCCCAGUUUGGAUUUGGGAGACAUAUGCUUUCUUUACUUAUAAGACUUUUUAAAAACGUUGUUUUAAUAAAGCAUAAAGUUGGCACUGGAUAAGGUCACCAUGAAUCCUCAUUUAGCUCUGCAUUUACUCAAUAUGUAUUAUUAUUCUGGCUCCCUUCCACAGCCCGUCUCCCUCACCUCAGAUGGUGAGGUCUUAACUAAGCAAGUUAGCAUUAGCUUAGCACUUUAGUCUCUCUUCCAAAUACGGUCAUUAACCCAACUAUCUUUUAUGUACAGUCUAUGGAAUCCACUGAAGCUAGAUGGCAGUCUUAAAAAAAAAAAAAAAAUCAAACAUUUUAGUCCCAAACUUUUAAUAUCCCAUAACUAACAGAGAGAUUGUCACGAAAUUUGCAAUAGAAUUGGUGUAUUGCAUACAGUGGACUGAAUUUACACCCAACUGCAAACCAUUUGUCUGGAAUUUAGGUCAACUUCCAUCAAAUCAUAACAAAACAGUGAGACGGGCAAUAUAUAUAUUUUUUUAUUUAUUUAAAAAGAUAGACAUGAAUAAUAGGCAUGAGACAUGAAGGAAUCGCAGGACAUUUUCUCUUAUAGCCAGAGAACCUCCUGCUUCAAGGGGAUGGAAGUUAUCCAACUUUAUGAAUGUACCUUCCUUCCCCUCUGCAGUCCUGCUCUCCUAUUAAACAUUCAGCUGAAGCUCUUGUUGCCCUUUAAAGCAUUAUUGUUAAUUAGCUGCUAAAUGCAUCACAAACACAUGUAUAAGCCAGAAUAUUCAAAAUUAAAAAUAAUACUGAGUUUGGAUUCCCUUCAUGUGAAAAGCACAACAAAAUGCUACUUAUCCAAAUUUUUAUGGAAAGAUGUUAGCUGAUAUUGUUACAACAUUCACAAUUAUGCUAAAUGUCUCUUAUUUAUGUAUAUCAAACUCUUUCAUCAAUAAAAUAAAGGUUAAACACAAAAAACUAAAAGUGCAGUUACUGGAGAUGGGGGGCGGGGCACGGUCUGGUUGGGAACAAUAGCACUGAAGGGUCACAGGGAUAAAGCACAAAGCUCUAAGUUUCCUUAUUUUUAAUGCUAUAGCCUGUCACAUGUACAGAAUGAUGUCAGAUGUUUUCCUACAGAACACUACCACCUGCUGGCCGAUACACAAACUGUAUACAUCCAUGAGAUAAAGGAGAAACAUAUUUUGAUCAAAUCUUGAUCAAAUCUGAAUUAGGUUAACAGCUAAAAUAAUAAGUGAGUGUUUUUAUUCCCUCUUUACAGCCCAAACCUGAACAUCUAUUGUCA
This is a messenger RNA of Haplochromis burtoni (Burton's mouthbrooder), 5086 nucleotides long. It is a transcript of the gene trim25l, whose product is annotated as tripartite motif containing 25, like. The record is from RefSeq and is a predicted model, not a curated record. The transcript has 17 exons. The coding region runs from base 194 to 2632 and encodes 812 amino acids. NCBI's taxonomy places the organism in Eukaryota, Metazoa, Chordata, Actinopteri, Cichliformes, Cichlidae. Gene Ontology annotation, molecular function: protein binding; zinc ion binding.